Molecule: messenger RNA, 353 nt
Organism: Drosophila navojoa
Lineage: Eukaryota; Metazoa; Arthropoda; Insecta; Diptera; Drosophilidae
Product: prolyl 4-hydroxylase subunit alpha-2
Biological process (GO): peptidyl-proline hydroxylation to 4-hydroxy-L-proline
Cellular component (GO): endoplasmic reticulum
Molecular function (GO): iron ion binding; procollagen-proline 4-dioxygenase activity; L-ascorbic acid binding
Source: RefSeq, a predicted model, not a curated record
UAAAGCAGAAGUUUGAAGAUCUAUCGGAUCUGAAUAUAAGCAGAACGGGCCCCAACGAAAUGCAGUAUCUCAACUAUGACUUUGGGGGUCAUCAUCUCCCUCAUAUGGACUUGUUAAAUAUCUCCAUGAACGACCGCAUGGCCACUAUUUUAAUUUACCUCAAUGAUGUGACUCGGGGUGGUGGCACAAUCUUUCCCCGUGCAAAACAAGCGGUACAUCCGGAGAAGGGCAAAUUGAUCUUGUGGUACAAUAUGAAUUCUAAUCUCGAUUUCGAGAUAAACAGUCUUCAUGGUGCUUGCCCCGUUCUGAUCGGCCGAAAGAUUGGUAAUGACAAAUGAUAAUAACAUUUGGAA